Gymnodraco acuticeps is the source of this 1308-nucleotide messenger RNA. It is a transcript of the gene fbxl3l, whose product is annotated as F-box and leucine-rich repeat protein 3, like. Gene Ontology annotation, molecular function: protein binding. Lineage: Eukaryota; Metazoa; Chordata; Actinopteri; Perciformes; Bathydraconidae. The record is from RefSeq and is a predicted model, not a curated record. Gene Ontology annotation, biological process: regulation of cell cycle; G2/M transition of mitotic cell cycle; SCF-dependent proteasomal ubiquitin-dependent protein catabolic process. Gene Ontology annotation, cellular component: cytosol; SCF ubiquitin ligase complex; nucleus.
AUGAAACGAGGAAGGACAGGUCUCAAACCAAAGUGCCAGCACUUCCCAUCCCUUGAGAAGAAGAAGUUGAGGACGUCCUGCUUUGCUCUUCCUGCAGCAGAGGACUGGGGUCACCUGCCGCCACACGUCGUCCUGCAGAUCUCCACCCAGCAUCUGUCCCUCGUAGACCGGGCCAGGGCCUCCUCAGUGUGCUGGAAUGACAUCUUUCACACCCCUGAUCUGUGGAGGAGGUCUGAGUUGGAGCUCAGUCAGCCGGCUACAUCUUACCUGUGCUCCACUCACCCCGACCUCAUCCAGCAGAUCAUCAGGAAGCACGCCAAGCACUUGCAUUACGUCAGCUUCAAAAUGGAUGGCUGCACAGAAUCUGCCGAGGCGGCCUGUGACAUCCUCUCUCAGCUGGGGAACUGCACCAUUAAGACCCUGGGGUUGAUUUCCACAGCAAGACCCAGCUUCAUGGAUGUGUCUCAGGCCCACUUUGCGUCUGCACUGACAGUAGUGCUUGUCAACUCCAAGUCCCUAUCUUCCAUAAAGAUUGAUGACACGCUAGUUGGCGACCCGUCCCUGAAGGUGCUGGUUGCCAACAACAGCGACACCCUGAAGUUGCUGAAGAUGAACAGCUGUCCUCAUCAGUUCCCACAGACGCUCAGACUUCUCCCUCUGUCCUCAGGUAUUCUGUGUGCUGCGGAUCAGUGCCAUGGACUCAGAGAGCUGGCGUUAAACUACCAUCUCCUGAGUGACGAGCUCCUGCUGGCCCUCUCUUCUGAAAAACACGUCCACCUGGAGCACCUGCGCAUCGACUUGGUGAGCGAAAACCCUGGACAGACACAAUUGCACACCCUCCAAAGAAGCAGCUGGGAGGCUUUGGACACUCACCUCAAGGUCAACAUUGUCAUGUACUUCUACCUCAUUGAGGAGGAGUUUGAUGCCUUCUUCCGGGACGAGACCCCCGUCACCCAGUUGCACUUUGGCCGGGCAGUCAGUAAAGAGAUGCUGGGCCGCGUUGGACUGAACUGCCCUCGGCUGGUGGAGCUGGUGGUGUGUGCGAACGGUCCUAAACCCCUGGAUGAGGAGCUGAUCCGUAUCGCAGAACGCUGAAAAUGCUUGACUGCCAUUGGGCAAGGAGAGUGUGAAGUAACAUGCAGCAGCUUUGUGGAGUUUGUAAAGAUGUGCGGGGGCCGGCUGACUCAGCUGUCCAUCAUGGAGGAGGUGUUGAUCCCAGACAGCAGCUACAACAUGGAGCAGAUCCACAGUGAGGUGCCCAAGCACCUGGGCCGCAUGUGGUUCCCUGAUAUGAUGCCCACCUGGUAG